GACUAGGAGUCUAAAUUGAAUGAAUAAAACCAAGGGUUUAAUAUCUAUCCAAAACAUAAGAAAAUGAAAGCGUUCGCAAUAUCCUCAUCAUUAUUGGCAUUGAAAAAUUUCAACUUCACCCACACUCGAAACCGAAUCUCUAAUCCCUUUCUCUCCCCCUUUCUACCUCUCAACUCCAAAAUCCACUCUUCCCCUUCUCCAACCAUGGCUUCUGCUCCAUCAUCAUCCAUCUAUUCAGAACUAGCACGUUCACCACCCGCAAUUCCCAUGCCCACUCCACCUCUCACCAAGUUCAACAUUGGUCUCUGUCAACUCUCAGUAACCUCCGAUAAAGACCGAAACAUCGCUCACGCUCGCACUGCUAUUCAAGACGCUGCUUCAAAGGGGGCUAACCUUGUUCUUUUGCCUGAAAUUUGGAAUAGUCCUUAUGCAAAUGAGAGUUUCCCUGUUUAUGCUGAGGAUAUUGAUGCUGGUGGUGAUGCUUCUCCUUCUACUGCUAUGUUGUCUGAACUUGCUCGUUUGCUGAAAAUUACUAUUGUUGGUGGUUCUAUUCCUGAACGCUCUGGAGGUCGCGUGUAUAACACUUGCUGUGUGUUUGGGACUGAUGGAAAACUCUUGGCAAAGCACCGGAAGAUACAUCUGUUUGAUAUUGACAUCCCUGGGAAGAUUACCUUUAUUGAAUCAUUGACUCUCACUGCCGGGGAGACUCCAACAGUUGUUGACACAGAGGUUGGACGCAUUGGCAUAGGCAUUUGUUAUGACAUUAGGUUUCCAGAGCUAGCAAUGAUAUAUGCAGCAAGAGGUGCACACUUGAUCUGCUAUCCUGGGGCUUUUAACAUGACAACUGGACCAUUACAUUGGGAGUUAUUGCAGAGAUCAAGGGCUACAGAUAAUCAGCUAUAUGUGGCAACCUGUUCACCUGCUCGGGAUAAUGGACCUGGUUACGUGGCUUGGGGUCACUCCACUCUUGUUGGUCCGUUUGGAGAAGUUCUGGCUACCACAGAACACGAGGAGGAAAUCAUUAUAGCAGAAAUUGAUUAUUCAAUAUUGGAGCCGAGAAGGACAAAUCUCCCUGUGACUAAGCAACGAAGGGGUGAUCUUUACCAGUUGGUAGAUUUGCAGAGGCUGAAUUCCCACUGAAUCAAACGGCCCUUCUAAAAUUGAGACAUCUGUAUAUUGAUGCCAUCUUUUGUGGUUGUUGAAUGCUGUAUAACCCAAACUCCGGACUGCAGAAAUAAAUAAAGGAAUCUGUGCUUACAAUCAUUGUUUGGUGUGUUGUUAAUUGUGAUCAUGGUUACUAGCAUUUGUUAAAUAGGAAGUUAGACAUUGCUUGGCCUGUGAUGAAAUAAAUGAACUUGGAUGUACAUGAGCGGUAUGUUAUCACUUGUGUGUUUAUAUGACGUGAAUUAUGUUGUGUGUA
Messenger RNA from Lathyrus oleraceus (garden pea), 1420 nucleotides. Its product is annotated as omega-amidase, chloroplastic. Gene Ontology annotation, cellular component: mitochondrion. The transcript has 9 exons. The record is from RefSeq and is a predicted model, not a curated record. NCBI's taxonomy places the organism in Eukaryota, Viridiplantae, Streptophyta, Magnoliopsida, Fabales, Fabaceae. Gene Ontology annotation, biological process: L-glutamine metabolic process; oxaloacetate metabolic process. Gene Ontology annotation, molecular function: omega-amidase activity. Bases 64 to 1140 code for a protein of 358 amino acids.